Sardina pilchardus (European sardine) is the source of this 1638-nucleotide messenger RNA. It is a transcript of the gene bfsp2, whose product is annotated as beaded filament structural protein 2, phakinin. The transcript has 8 exons. Gene Ontology annotation, cellular component: cytoskeleton; intermediate filament. Lineage: Eukaryota; Metazoa; Chordata; Actinopteri; Clupeiformes; Clupeidae. The coding region runs from base 128 to 1477 and encodes 449 amino acids. Gene Ontology annotation, molecular function: structural molecule activity. The record is from RefSeq and is a predicted model, not a curated record. Gene Ontology annotation, biological process: intermediate filament organization.
CGAGGCCGUUUCGCUGAGUGCUGGGCAGAGAGGUUUUUGUUGAAGCAAUGUCCAUGGGUGAGUAGCUUGCCGCCAUCACCACCACUACCACCAUCUCCAUCGUUGCUGCCACCGCCACACAAGAGCAAUGCCUCUUCCGAGACGCCGAUCCUCCUUCCUGGGCCAGUCAGCCACCGAGCGGCCGGGUGGCUUAGGCCGAGUGACUGUGGGGAGCACCAGCGCACCACGGGGUGUGUUCGUGGGCACGGCCCCCACCGGCGGCACCGGCGGCUGCCUGGGCGCGCGCGUCUCCCGCCGGGCUCUGGGCAUCAGCAGCGUCUUCCUGCAGGGCCUGAGGAGUACCAGCGCGCCCGUGGUGCCCCAGCCUGGCGAGCGAGGCCACCAGCCCAGCUUCGACAGCCUCAACGGGUGCCUGCUGGAGUACCGCGACAAGGUCCGCGCGCUGGAGCAGCUCAACCAGCAGCUGGAGGAGCAGAUCAGGAACUGCCUGGACCGCAAGGCGUCCAGCGCGGGGGCUUGGGCGACCCUGCGGGAGGACUGGGAGGAUGUCUCUACACAGGUCAGCGAGGCCAUCCUGGACAACGCCCGGCUCAUGCUCCAGACCGAGAAUGUGCAGGCCAAUGGUGAAGACUUCAAAGACAGAUAUGAAAAUGAGCAGCCCUUCCGUAAAGCAGUGGAAGAGGAGAUUAACUCUCUGUAUAAAGUGAUCGACGAUGCUAAUCUGACAAGGAUGGACCUGGAAAACCAGAUUGACUGCAUGAAGAUUGAGUUGAGAGAUAUAGCCAGGAACCAUGAGGAGGAUGUGAGGGUGUUGUACAAUCAGAUGGCUGGCCGGGAGGUGGAUGAGCCCGAUGCUCCCAUCGAAACUAAUCUGGACCAAAUCCUCAGCUACAUCCGCACCCACUGGGAGAAGGUUAUCGAGAAAAACCGGGCCGAGACCGAUGCUUACCUGGAAUGCAAGCAGGCUGACAGCUUAAACAGCAAGCUGAGCAGGGAGGAGGAAGAGAUGGAGGGUCUGAAGUCAGAGUGCAACGACGCCGGUUGUAAGAUCCAGAGCCUGCAGGCCGAGACCGAGUCCAUGAGAGCACUGAAACGUGGCCUGGAGAACUCCCUGAAUGAUGCCAAGCACUGGCAUGACAUCGAGCUGCAGAACCUGGGCUCGGUCAUCGGGAAGCUGGAGUCCGAGCUCGCCGACGUGAGGGCCGACAUUGAGCAGCAGCGCCGUGACUACGACACGCUGCUUAGCAACAAGAUGAAACUCGAGAAGGAGAUCGGGACCUAUCAUGGAAUUCUUGAUGGGGAGGAGAGUCGAUUCCAUCCAGGAAUGUGUUUUGGAGGUUAUGCUGAUCCUGAGGGUGUGUCCCCUCCCCAAGCUUCCUCAUCAGACCCCCCCAGCAAACCCCGCUCUGAUGACAUGAUUUUCUCUUCAGGGAGAGAUGUUUCUAGCUGCACCCCAGCCAAAGACCCAAAGAACUGAGAUUGAGUUCCCGUUGUGUGGCUUUCUCCACUUAUCUACAUCUGUGCAAGGAGUACAAACCCGAUCUCCACCGACCAGCAAGGGUUCUACUCUUCAAGCCACCGAUUUCAUUGAAGCAUUUGAGGGUGAAUGAAAAUUCCAAAUAAAAUUCUGAAAAUCCA